Messenger RNA from Xenopus laevis (African clawed frog), 1315 nucleotides. It is a transcript of the gene aurkaip1.L, whose product is annotated as aurora kinase A interacting protein 1 L homeolog. Gene Ontology annotation, cellular component: mitochondrion. Lineage: Eukaryota; Metazoa; Chordata; Amphibia; Anura; Pipidae. The record is from RefSeq and is a predicted model, not a curated record. The transcript is spliced from 4 exons. Bases 246 to 839 code for a protein of 197 amino acids.
AGCUUAACCAUUUGUGAGAAACGCUGUAUGGCGUGAGUUUGCAUAACAGUGUAAAUGUUAGUUAGUUAGUUAGUUAGUUAGUUAGUUAGACCUUUGCUCAUAUGUUUGACGUGAGUUCAUGAUUGAAAGCUAGUGGUUGAGGCUUCUGAGAAAAUCAAAUACCUUCAGGAUCGGAGUCCCUGGAUAAUAGUGCUGGAGGGAGAGAUUCCUGAUCCUGAACUGACCAAAUUACUUCCUCCUCCACUAUGUGGCUUACACGGCUAACCUCACGCUUUGCUUCAGCUACAAGACUUGCAGGAUGCCUCGUACCACGGAGUUGCUCAGCGUUUGUGAACCGCAAAAUUCUUUGUGCGGGUUACAGCUCUCAACUGACUCAGAGACAGCAGGUUCCCCCACAUAACUGGUUGAGCUUUGAACCAGAGCUCGAUGACAUUCUGGUACCACGCAUGAUGUCCGUAAGCCCUUUGGAAAGUUUACUUACUAGCCGCUACUCUCUGCCCAAGCCUGAGGCUGUACAUUCUCAAAUAGAGCCACAGGAGCAAGAUAAUUCCUAUACAUGCCCCACACAUCAGGAUGAUAAAGAUAUUGAUGAGAACACAGACCAGCAGAAUAUAGUGCAAUGUAAGAAUGUCCUGAAGAUUCGAAGGAGAAAGAUGAACAAACACAAAUACAAAAAGCUGCAGAAGCGCAUGAAAUUUUUAAAACGUAAGAUACAAGAUGGACGGAGGCGCAGGCGACAGGCACGAUUUGAGAAAGACUUAAAACGCAUCUGGAAGAAGGCUGGGCUAGAGAAAGCACCGGAUGGUUGGCAGGUUCCAAAGAUCUAUGUAAAACAUUGAUAUCGGGGGCAUUGAAGAACACGUUGCUUUUAUUUUUGACACCUAGAAUACAAUUAUGAGAGGUUUACAUGCACCAGUCUGCCUAAUGUACAAACUCAUGCCAGCAGCAAAUUUGCCAGCUACCCUGAUACUUCAUUGGGAAGAGCAGGCAGGUAUUCAAAAUGAAAAUUCAAAAUGAACUCUUCCUAAUCACCAUGGACCAAUUUUAUCUUAUUAUGCCAAAUUGACUCUGGCACGCAAAUCUGGUACUGGGGAAGAAAUCCUGGUGUUUUCAGGAUUUGCCUCAAUGUGAUAUCCAGGAAUAUAGUUCUAUUAACUGUAAUUUGUAAUGUUACAUCCAACAGCAGAUAUGGCCAGUGGACUCCAAUUGUGUGCAUUUUUGUUGUUCCGUGUUACUGUACUGUAACUUUGUUCCCAGUAUAAACUUCUAGUUGUCAUAAAUGCAAAACUAUUCAAAUAAAUAGUUCAUAAAAUAA